Arachis stenosperma is the source of this 1826-nucleotide messenger RNA. RefSeq lists its product as uncharacterized. NCBI's taxonomy places the organism in Eukaryota, Viridiplantae, Streptophyta, Magnoliopsida, Fabales, Fabaceae. The transcript has 6 exons. The record is from RefSeq and is a predicted model, not a curated record. Bases 254 to 1621 code for a protein of 455 amino acids.
ACUCUCAAGUCCGAACCAGCGAAGCUGGUGCUGCUGCUGUUUUUGCAACUUACAUUUUCUUCAUCGACACCAUGGGAUCUGGAUUUGGUGCUGCACCUCAACCUCAACCUCCACCGAGUUGACCAAUCGGAACCUUCUAGAACCCGCUACUUGAACGAGAGCUUCAACAACAGCUUCCUUCUUCUACUGUUACCGCUUACUUCUACCCCUAAACGACGAUCCAACUCAUUAAACGACAAUCCAAUCCAUAUCGAUGGCGUAUAGGAGGAGAGCACAGCAAGGGUUUUCGAAGCCUUCUUCAACCUUCGAGUUCGACGACGACUCGUUUCGUAACCCACCGCAGCCACGCUCACCUUCAUACUCUUCUGCAUCUUCUACUUCUGACCAAAACGACAUCGAUGCCGCUGCCUUUACCUCCUCUCCCUCUUCUCUCGCCGCGAAAGCGAUUAGGGCUUCUUCGGCGCGACGCGAUUCCUCGCUUUCUUCUGUGUACGGUCACUCCAAUUUCUCACCUAAAAGCAACAACAUCAACAACAAUAGCGUCAACGCUUCUUCCAAUUCUCAACAUCAAUAUAGUACCACCACUGCUCCCUCCCAAUAUAAGGAGGCAAGAGCCUAUGAAUAUACUUCCAUGAAGAACCUGAAUGAGUCCAAGAAUGGAUUUUGGGGUGCUCUGGCCAGGAAAGCCAAAUCAAUUAUUGAUGAUGAUAACAUAACUCCACAAUCUGAAGCACCAGGGGCGACAAGGUCACAAGUUCCUGGCAUAGCGUCUCGGGGAAAGUUCCAAAAUUCAAAUCACUUGGAGGAAAGUAAUCUCAAAAGGGAUGGGCCAACAUUUUUCAAGGGAUUGGAUGCUAUCACAUCUUCUCUUACUCAGAUUGGUGGCACCAUUGGUAAAUCUCUGGAGGAGGGUUUUACAAAAGUUGAGAAUCGGACUUCAGAUAUCAUUCAGGAAACUCGAAAGCAUAUCAGGAAAAAGCCCGGCAAUUCUGUAGGACAGGAUCAGGAAACAAACCAUUCUUCUAAGCUUCAGCAACCCCAGCUGCGGACCCAGAUGUCACCAAUGGAAACAAACCAAGAACUUCAAUUGAAGGCUUCUCGCGACGUUGCAAUGGCAAUGGCUGCCAAAGCAAAACUGCUUCUUCGGGAGUUGAAGACCGUGAAAGCUGAUCUAGCUUUUGCAAAGGAUCGAUGUGCCCAGCUUGAGGAAGAAAAUAAAAUCCUCCGUGAGAACCGUGAAAGAGGAGACAACCAUGACGAUGAUGAUUUGAUACGACUUCAACUUGAAACUCUUCUGGCUGAAAAAGCUCGCUUGGCCCAUGAUAACUCCGUUUAUGCCCGAGAGAAUCGUUUUCUAAGGGAGGUUGUUGAAUAUCACCAACUCACUAUGCAGGAUGUUGUCUACUUUGAUGAGAGCAAUGAGGAAGUUACUGAAGUUAACCCUCUGAACUUACCCCCAGUGCCUUCAGACACCAACAUCAGCAUGAGUUCAGAAUUGGCAAGAGGCAUCUCGUCAAUCUCUGUAAAGGAUGCGAAGAUUUCAGAAGCUACUAUAAAGGGCUCCAAAAGUUCUGAGGUGAUUAAAAGUAUUUCCUCAAUCACAGGAAAGGAUCCAAAUUGACAAUGAAAUUCUUCUAUUAUUGUGGUUAUGCACCUUUUUUCUUUUUUGGAAAAUGCUUCUUUGAUUUGUUAUCAUUUAUAUGCACCACUAUUACAAUAUAUGUAUCUUUGGGGGGACGUUCCGAUGAUGUAACUUUAUACCUUAUAAUGUGCAACUUAAAAAGAAAGAAAAAAAAAAGGUUAUUUUAUUUGUUCUAAAUUAGCAA